GACGAUGUGUACUAUGUUUCAGUAUACGCUGGUGACAUUUUUGUCAACUUGUGUCGCCUUUAACUUAGAUACCGAACAUCCGGUGAUUUUUACGGGACCUAAUGGGAGUUACUUUGGAUAUACCGUUGCUAUGUUGGAUAAUUUUAACGGUUCUUGGGUUUUAGUUGGGGCCCCUUUGGGUCAGGACAUGUUCCAGUCCGGGGUAGAACGACCAGGAGCGCUGUACAAAUGUCGGUACAAUGAUCAGGGUCCAAGGGAGCCAUGUAUCCAGGUACAAGUCGACAACACGGGGAAUACUGAACAGGCUUUGGUGUUCCACGGUAGAAGUAUCAAGUUUCACCACCACAAAGACGGACAGUGGUUAGGUGUGUCUCUCGACGUGCGCCCUGACGAUCACUCGUCCGUAUUGGUUUGCGCUCACAGAUGGAAGGAUAACUUUCUGUUGAAGAAGUUUGACGACAUAUCCCACAUGAACGGUAUGUGUUAUCAAUUACACAGUAACCUGACCACACCUGGACGACUCGUCCCAGCUCUCACCAAAUUGAACCGCCUUGUGAACCGACGACUUCGAUAUGCCGAGUUCUCUAUGGGAAGCCUUGGCAUGGCAGCACAGUUCUCGGACGAAGGUGGACAACUGUUGAUGGGUGCUCCAGGGCUCAACGACUGGUCUGGUGGAGUUGCUAUAGAGAAAGAGAGCGAUUCGAGACAGGAUCUACGCUACAUAGAACCUGUACAUAGUAUUUACCACGACAAUUACAUAGGUUACGCCAUCACCACCGGAAGUUACUUGUCGCGCAGAUCCAAAAAUAUUGCUCUAGGAGCUCCGAGGGCAAAUAACACCGGAAAGGUUUUCAUCUUUGAUUUGUCGAACCCAAGAAAUAGUCCGCAGCUCACCAUAACCGGAAGUCAGAUGGGAAGUUAUUUCGGUUCGGCGCUAUGUACGAUGAAGUUCAGUUCGGACGGAUGGGACGAUAUCUUGGUUGGUGCUCCGUGGUAUUCAUCUACCGGUGAUCGACAAGGAGGACGUGUUUUUAUUUACAUCUCUAGGGGACUGAUGGGAUUCAAAAAGUCUGAGACAGAACUAGCUGGGUCCUCCUCUGUCAGCGCCGGAUUUGGUUCAGCCAUCGUAAACCUAGGCGACAUCAAUAACGACGGUUUCCAGGAUGUGGCUGUAGGAGCCCCAUACGAGGAUGACUCGCGUGGGGCUGUGUACUUGUACCUGGGGACCCGGGACGGGGUGUGGCACGUACCUAUACAAACUGUCCGCGCGCGCAUUCUAAACCCGAGACUGAGGGGAUUCGGGGCUGCUUUCUCUCGGCCUCACGACAUCGACAAAAACGGAUACAACGAUAUCGCAGUGGGAGCUCAUAUUUCUAAUCAAGCUGUGUUACUACGCACACGCCCUAUAUUGAAGUUGGCUGUCGUUUUUAUUGUUGCGCCCAAGAAAAUAGAUCCUGAUAGGAAAUGUAGAGAUUAUGGAUUGCCAUAUCCGUGUGCAAGGGUCAGAUUUUGUUUCUCCUACAGCGUGAACGGACAACCAGUUCCCGAUAAAAUAGACCUACAGUAUACAUUGGGUGUGGAUGUGACACGUGGACAAAGGACACACAGAGCUGUUUUCAUUGAGACCCUGAAGAACGCCACUUUAACGGAAAUGACGUCACUAACAGGAAGUUUCGUUUUGUCACGAAACGUACAGACUUGCAGUGACCUCCAUACAUUUUUUCUUAAGAAUACAUUCGAACCGUAUGAGGAUAUUACUGUAGAAUUACGCUUCUCCGACAGCUACCGCCAUACACAUUCUAUUGUUCCAAUAGUGGCUCCUUACAUAGUAAAGAAAAAGGUUUAUCCCGCUCAACAAUACAUUAGAAGAAAGAUUUCUAUAAUGAAAGACUGUGGCUCUGACGACAUUUGUAGAAGUAGCCUGGCUCUGCUAAACACAACAGUUGUGAUUGGGGAAUCAAAUUCCACAUAUACUAUUGAUGAAAGUAAAGACAUCAAAAUAAACAUUUCGCUUAUCAAUCGUGGAGAAAUAGCCUAUGCGACUACCGUAAAAUUAACAGUUCCAAGUAAUUUAGUAUUACGAGGAGGAUGGAAAACAAUGGGAAAAUCCAGCACACCUGUUAAUUGUAAGACAAGGCAGCUUAACUCAGAAAAAUGUGAUAUAAUAUGUAAUAUUGGUGACGUCAAAUUCCUUGAUGACGUCAUUGGCGUAUCUAUACAGCUAGCAACUAGAUCAGAGUUUACGACAAAACGCUUCAGUAUCAUUUCAUCAAUUAACACGAGAAGUAGUGAUACAAUGGUUGACAGGAAGACAAUGGUCACAGAGGUCAAAGUUCAGUACCUGCCGAGCAUUAAGGUCACAGGGUUUUCUGCGCCUGAUCAGCGCGUGAUGUCCGAGGUGAUAUCUGGGAGACACGACUCUAUAGGUCAUGAGAAAAUUACUCACAUAUUUGACGUCACCAACUAUGGCCCAAGCUCCUUGUCCCGUGGGAUCUUUACCAUACAGUUACCGGUCAGGGAAAAUAUUAUCGACCUACAAAAAUAUACGCUCGACACAGAACACGGAGUCCACUGUGAAGUAAACAGAAACUAUAGUGUGCCUGCCAAAUCUGAGACAAAAGAUAACAGCAUUGACACGAAAAUGACGAUAAACUGUGAACAUUUCCCUUGCGUGCUCAUUACGUGUGACAUCUGGGAGCUGUCUCCACAACAGUCCAUCACACUAAAGGCUUACUUGGCCGUGUCCUGGAGAUUCUUUGGUGCUAAUAAGAAAGUAAGACGUAUCCGAUUGGAGUCUUCCACUUUGUUUAUUUACGACGGGGAUCUGGGUCCGAAAGUCGACGACAAGAAAACAGGGACAUCGGUAACUACAGAUUUCCUCAUUUACAAAGAAGAGUUACAAACUGGCAAACUACAGCUGUGGAUAGUUCUUGUUAGCUUCUGUGCAGGCAUUAUUGUUUUUAUGAUUAUUGGGAUAAUCCUACUCAGGGUUGGUUUCUUCCGAAGGAAACAUCGUGAGGACCUACUUACUUUAAGGAAGUUACGGUCUAGACAUUUCGGGAGGUCUCGCGUAAGUUCUGAAGAGACGAGUGACGGAGGGGAAGGUAGCAACGAGAAUCUCGUCAUGGCAAUGGACUACAGGACAGUGGCUUAUGACUUGUCAGGAGAGUCAUCACCUGAUUCACCGAUCUCCCGAACGUUUGAUGACACUGAUUAUUUAGAACCUAUUCAAACACUCGUGAGAUCAUGAUUGAAAUAUUGAAAAAAAUCUCAUAUUGAAAGCUUUUUUAUUUGCAUAUUUUUACCGUAUAAUGUAAUUUGGCGUAAAAACUGUUUGAAACCAGCACAUUUCAUGUUCAUUUUUACCAUGUCUACAUUAUUUUGUCAUUUAAUGACAUCAAUUUGGAUAUCUGUAUUGAGAAAAUCGGGUUACUGAUUCCGGAAGAUGUAAGGAUGCGACUUCUGGUUCAGUGCUGAGACACACUCUACAAUCUAUCGAUUUUUCUGUGGUCCAGGUCCAAUAUGAUUUUCUACAGCAUCGCAUUUCUUCAGAUACAGUGUUUUUUUUCUAUAGCAUCACGAUCACAUUUCUUCAGAAAGUGUUUUUUCCUCAUUAGAUAUAUAACAUGGACGACGGUUGCCUGUUCCAGUUGCAUCAACAUUUUUUUAUGAUUUUAAUUGGGUACGUUCUGUGUCGUAUCAGGUUUCAUGUUGAUGUAUGCAACUUCAGGUACUGAAUGACCCCUACUCUAUUAUAUUAAUGCGCCACCAUGUUAACAUCAAACGUGUUAAGAUUAUAUUUAGGUUAACCAGAGUAGGAAAAAAUACAUCGCAACUUUCGUCCACCAUAUGUGUCUAUGGUUAACCAUUGACAUAUCUUUUCCUAGGCUUCACAAAAAUAAACUCUACAGAAAGAAAAUGAAAUUUCUUUAUCGAAGGACCAUGAGUUCAUUUGAGAUGUUUAACCUAUACCGCUUCCAAACCUUUUUUUCUUGUUAAAAUAAGUUGAUAUAUUAUGUUUGUCGUUUGUUACAGUUAGUGGAUUUCUUACCUAUUGCAUGACCUAAACCCAUUUCAAAGGCAAAACGUUUUUUUUUUUUUUAUUUCAACGCAGCAAUCAAGAAUGACCGAUUUUAAGAUCUCAUUGUAUAACAUAUUUAUAUGACGCCUAUAAAGAAUCAUUAAUUUUAAGUUAUGUAAAUUAUCCUUUUAUGAAAGUUCAUCGGAGUCAAAGUCCAUUUUUGGUUCGUUUGAAUUGCUUCGACCUUAACCAGUUUUGCGAUCAUGUGAUAUGUCUUUACUAUUUCUAGGACAACAAGAAAACAAUCGAACAAUGCGAGUUGUUAGGGAUACUUGUGUUACUAAAUAUAAGAAUUGUACAUGCACUCACCUCGUUAGAUUUACUUUUGUCAUGAUGUUAAUGACAUGCACAAGCUCUUGGUUUUAAUCAUGUAUGUUGGCCAGUUGAUAAAAACCCGUACUUACAAAUACACGAAAUUGUUGUUUCACUAAUGGUACAAUGUAUAUAAUUUUGCAAUGUCAAAAUAUUUACUGCUUCAAAUUUGCAUUGUAAUAUACUGCCAUAAUUGCUACUAAGUACUCGUACAUUUACAGAACACAAUGUGCUGCUUUAUGCUAGGUAAUGUCAUUUUUGACAGUCUACUGACAUGUUGCAUCAUAUUGCAGUUUUGCAUAUUACAGUAAGACAUUAUGUAACUGUUACAAAGUACGGCAUUACAUUGUGUACAUGUAUCAUCUAUAUUUUGUUCUUAUGAUCUCAAGUUGAAAUUUAUCUAAACUGAAGUUGAGUUGAACGAUUAUUCAUUUACAGUAUGAUGAUUAAAUUAUUAUUAUUGUAAUAGUUUGUAAAUAUUGUUCAUAUCCUGUGUUUUUAGUAAAAAAGAUCAAAUUCGAA
This is a messenger RNA of Pecten maximus, 4915 nucleotides long. RefSeq names its product integrin alpha-9-like. Gene Ontology annotation, biological process: cell adhesion mediated by integrin; cell-matrix adhesion; integrin-mediated signaling pathway. Gene Ontology annotation, molecular function: integrin binding. The record is from RefSeq and is a predicted model, not a curated record. Lineage: Eukaryota; Metazoa; Mollusca; Bivalvia; Pectinida; Pectinidae. The transcript is spliced from 21 exons. The coding region runs from base 5 to 3250 and encodes 1081 amino acids. Gene Ontology annotation, cellular component: external side of plasma membrane; integrin complex.